ACAGGUUGCUGUGGGUCUUGUUGGGACCCCAGGGCUCCUGCAGCCCAUGCUCAUGAGCCAGGCUACAAUAUUGUUUUGUGACCAAUGAACACCCUGUGUGCGUAUCCUGAGCUAACCCUCCUAUCCUUGCCCUUUUUGCUGAAAGGAAUUAUUGCUAAUGCGUUUAUUUAAUUCAGGACUCCCAGCAAGACUUCUAAAGCAAAAGCAGUCAGCAUGAGGCACCUAGCAUAUUGGGUCUGCAAAGCCAGUGUUAAAUAAUAAUAGUUACCCCACUGUGUUACCCAGCUGCACUGUCUUGUCUGCCAAAUCCCCUCUAGGAGGCCCAGGUCUCCAGGGAGGAGGCCCCUAUCAGGCCAGUGGUGUCUGGCACUGAUGUGCAGGCUCUUGGGUGGCCCAGCAUGGUGACAGGACCAGACCCCAUAACGGCCCCAGGGCCCAAUCUAAAUCAAGCACACUCUGUGGAAACUAGGUCAUUGCAGCCCUUUCAAAUGGCUGCUCCACUCCAAGAACAAUCAGCGCUUGGGUGGACAAACAGGAAGCCUGUCAGGCUCAUCAAUGAGGCUCUCAGAUCUCUGCUGGCCACCGUGUGGGUGCCUGCGGCCUGCGCAAGCCCAGCUCAUAAGACGUUCUUCUUUCCCCCUGCGUUGGACAGACUUUCUUCAUUACUCACACUUCGUCCCCAGUGCAACUCUCCAGGGGAAGAAGAUUCUGGAAUCUUCUCCAUCCCCAAACAGAUGGGGAAACACGACCUGCAACAAAACUGCUAGUUCAGAAGAUGCUAGGGUUGAGCGUGUUGGAAAAAGACCAUAAAUGGUGUGUGAAGAUGGACCCCUCCUUGUGACAAGCUGUCUGCCUCCUGGGUGACACCGAGUGCUACAUGCAGGUAAGAAGUGGACGAGACAGCGCCUCCCCUCUCCAUGGAACUUUCGGGGGAGACCGGCAAUGCACACGUACAUCCCGCAAGCGUUUCGGGGGAUCGGCGAGAUCAAGAGCGCGAAUGAUGACCAGCUGCAGGCAAGACCUACCCGGCUCCGGCAUCCGGUGGCCGGGUUCAAUGCUUGUUGCUAGGGACGCACUCCCAUCGUUACCAGGGCCUGUAGGGGCUUGAGGAGUCUCGCGAGGAUCUGCGAUACUUCGCGCGGGGCCGCACAGCGGUUGCUGGGAGACGGCGCAGCCUCAGCGCGGAGGGCGCUUUCGUUGGCUCGUCGCGGCGGGGCCGGGCGUUUGGAGCCAUGGCACCCAAAAAGAAAGGCAAGAAAGGGAAAGGCAAAGGUACCCCGAUUGUGGAUGGGCUCCCCCCGGUGGACAUGAGCAAGGAGCAGGUGGAGGAGCAUGUCAGCCACAUCCGGGAGGAGCUGGACCGUGAGCGGGAGGAGCGCAACUACUUCCAGCUGGAACGGGACAAGAUCCACACCUUCUGGGAGAUCACCCGGAGGCAGCUGGAGGAGAAGAAGGCCGAGCUGCGGAACAAAGACCGGGAGAUGGAGGAGGCGGAGGAGAGGCACCAGGUGGAGAUCAAGGUCUAUAAGCAGAAGGUGAAGCACCUCCUGUAUGAGCAUCAGAACAACCUCACAGAGAUGAAGGCUGAGGGCACAGUGGCCAUGAAGCUGGCCCAGAAGGAGCACCAGGCGCAGGAGGGCACUCUGCGCCGGGACACUCGGGCGCUAAAGGUGGAGCUGAAGGAGCAGGAGCUGGCCAAUGAGGCAGCAGUGAAGAACCUACGACUGAAACACACUGAGGAUAUCACCAAGAUGCGGAAUGACUUUGAGAGGCAAGUGAGAGAAAUUGAGGCCAAGUAUGAUAAGAAGAUGAAGAUGCUUAGGGAUGAGCUUGACCUGCGGAGAAAGACCGAGAUCCAUGAAGUGGAGGAGAGGAAGAACAGCCAGAUCAGCGUGCUGAUGCAGCGGCACGAGGAGGCCUUCACGGACAUCAAGAACUACUAUAAUGACAUCACCCUCAACAACCUGGCCCUCAUCAGCUCCCUCAAGGAGCAGAUGGAGGACAUGCGGAAGAAGGAAGACCGCCUGGAGAAGGAUGCGAUGGAGCUAUCUACGCAGAACCGGCGCCUGGCAGACCCUCUGCAGAAGGCCCGGGACGAGAUGAAUGAGAUGCAGAAGCAGCUUGGGAACCACAAGAGGGACAAGCAGAUCCUGGCUUGUACAAAAGCACGUUUGAAAGUCACCGAAAAAGAGCUCAAGGCCCUGCAGUGGGAACACGAGGUGCUGGAGCAGCGGUUCAUCCAGGUGCAGCAGGAGCGGGACGAGCUCUACCGGAAGUUCAGCUCAGCCAUCCUCGAGGUGCAGCAGAAGGCGGGCUUCCGGAGCCUGGUCCUGGAGCGCAAGCUGCAGGCGCUGAGCGCCGCUGUGGAAAAGAAGGAAGCACAGCUCAGUGAGGUGCUGGCGGCCUCCAAUCUGGACCCCGCCGCCCUGACCCUCGUGUCCCGCAAGCUGGAGGAUGUUCUGGAAUCAAAGAACAGGGCCAUCAGAGACUUACAGUACGAGCUGGCCCGUGUCUGCAAGGCCCACAGUGACCUUCUGCGCACCUAUGAGGCGAAGCUCCUGGCCUUUGGGAUCCCGCUGGACAACGUGGGCUUCAAGCCCCUGGAGACGGCUGUGAUUGGGCAGACACUGGGCCAGGGCCCUGCAGGACUCGUGGCCACCCCAACCUAGCCUCCGCCCUGGACUUCUGGCUGGGUGGCACCCCCUUUUACACACCCAGGACAGCAGGCAUUCGUUUCUUAGGUUUGUCUGGUCUGCAAAUGAAGGCUUUUCACGUGU
This is a messenger RNA of Hipposideros armiger (great roundleaf bat), 2777 nucleotides long. RefSeq names its product dynein regulatory complex subunit 4 (gene DRC4). The coding region runs from base 1233 to 2669 and encodes 478 amino acids. Gene Ontology annotation, molecular function: microtubule binding; small GTPase binding. The transcript has 12 exons. The record is from RefSeq and is a predicted model, not a curated record. Gene Ontology annotation, cellular component: microtubule; Golgi apparatus; motile cilium. Gene Ontology annotation, biological process: flagellated sperm motility. NCBI's taxonomy places the organism in Eukaryota, Metazoa, Chordata, Mammalia, Chiroptera, Hipposideridae.